GUUGCCUGUUCACAAUUGGAGGCAGCAGGGAGUGAAGCAGCAUCUGUAUGAGGCGAGAGAAAGAACCUGCAUGGAAUGGAGGAGAGCUAGAGCAGCACUGUCGCUGUCGUCAAGACUCCCACCGCCUCCAACACUGCAUCCUCUUCGGAUCGUGUGUUAAUGGAAGACACUCACAGCAGCUCUGUGAUGCCCGAGGGACCAGCUGCGUGGAUCCAGUGCCACCUCUGAUAUGAUGCUGAGAGCAGGAGGGGCAGCCACCUCUCUCGCACUGCUGCUGCUGCUGCCGCUGCUGUGUUGCUGCCACCUGUGCCACUCACUGCGGGUUCCAAAACUCUCCUCCUUUGCAAAAGCAGAGGAUAAGCUGUUUAAAUACCUCUUUGGAAGCUACCAGAAAUGGGUCCGUCCAGUGGAAUACCUAAACCAGACGAUCCGUGUGAAGUUUGGACUGGCCAUCUCCCAGUUAGUUGAUGUGGAUGAGAAAAAUCAGCGAAUGACAACCAAUGUGUGGAUGAAACAGGAGUGGAUUGACAGAAAACUCAGAUGGAACCCUGACGACUAUCAGGGCAUCACAAUUAUCCGAGUUCCCUCCGACAGGAUCUGGCUCCCUGACGUUGUACUAUAUGAUAAUUCAGAUGGGCGUUUUGAGGGCACUGUCACCAAAGCAGUUGUUAAGUAUGAUGGAACCAUAACAUGGACACCCCCAGCCAAUUACAAGUCAGCCUGCACCAUUGAUGUCACCUUCUUCCCUUUUGAUCUCCAGAACUGUUCGAUGAAGUUUGGCUCCUGGACAUAUGAUGGCUCCCAGGUGGACAUAAUUUUGGAGGACUUCCAUGUGGACAAACGGGACUAUUUUGACAACGGUGAAUGGGAGAUAGUGAAGGCCACAGGCAGCCGUGGUCUGAGGACAGACAGCAGCUCUUCCUAUCCCACCAUCACCUACUUCUUCAUCAUCCGCAGGUUGCCUCUUUUCUACACCCUCUUCCUCAUCAUCCCCUGCAUUGGCCUCUCCUUCCUCACCAUCCUCGUCUUCUAUCUGCCCUCCAACGGAGGCGAGAAGAUCUCCCUCUGCACCUCAGUCCUGGUGUCGCUCACAGUUUUCCUCCUGGUCAUUGAGGAGAUCAUUCCCUCCUCUUCAAAGGCUAUCCCUCUCAUCGGGGAGUACUUGGUCUUCACUAUGAUCUUCGUCACGCUCUCCAUCAUCAUCACCGUCUUUGCCAUUAACAUCCACCAUCGCUCCUCUUCGACACAUCAUGGCAUGGCACCCUGGGUGAGGAGGAUCUUCCUGCAUCGACUGCCCAAGCUGCUGUGCAUGCGCAGCCAUGCGGACCGUUACGCUGCAGCUGGAGUAGCCAGAGGAGGAGGAGGAGCAGCAGUAGGACAGGGCAUGACGAAGGACUCCAGAGCACCUGAACUGACACCUCUGCUCUACAACAGACAUAACCUACAAGCAGCCUUGGAUUCUAUUCGCUACAUAACAAUGCAUGUGGUUAAGGAAAAUGAAGUCAGAGAGGUGGUUCAAGACUGGAAAUUUGUAGCCCAGGUCCUGGAUCGAAUGUUUCUUUGGGCCUUCCUGUUGGUGUCCAUCCUGGGCUCUGCUCUCCUCUUCAUCCCGGUUAUUUACAAAUGGGCCAGCAUCAUUGUCCCUAACCAUGCUGGAAGUACCCUCUAAGAGCCACAGUUCAGCGAACCACCACGGGGGGAAAGCACAUCAACAGCUCAUUAUGGGUGUUAUUUGACAUUUAAAAGACUGAGAUACUGGGAUUACCUCUCAGAUUUGGUCCUGCUCUGCUCAUCCACAGUCAUUCUGUAAGCCACAGCUGUGCCAGAGAUCAAGCUGCAGAUUUGGGGCCUUGUUUGCUGAGUGUAUCUCACAGAGACUUUUUUUUGUUCUUUAAGAGAUAUUUUAAAUCCUGUAUUUCUAAGUUUAAAGAUAAAUGAAAGGACUCAAAUGAUGUAUUACCUACGAUAAGAAAAAUCAACCAUGCUCCAUCCAUUUUUGUCUACAUUUCACACAUACAUUUCAAUACAUUCAUUUCACAAACUUGCUGGCAUCAUAGAGUGGAGAUUUACCUCUUUUUUCUCACUUUUUAUUUAUUUAAAAUUUUCAUCUUACAUGUACAGUACUUUGUUCACUAUCAUAUAAAGUUAUUUCAUCUUUCAGUUUAAAAGCGAAAAUAAAUAAAGGAAUAAAGCAAAAUAGCAUAACGUGAUGCAGGCAUCAUAUAUAUAUACACCCAAUCCCCAUAUUUUAAGGUGAGAAAAUAAAAAAAUAAGUACAAAUUAAAAUUGAAAUAAAAAAAGAAACUUAUAGUAAUCCAUCGUAAUUUAGAAUAAAUACAAAUAAAUUGACAAGUACAUCAAAGAAAAAAGAGGUUGUACAGCAUGUCUUCAUAAUAGUUGUCCUUACUUUGAUUAAUAAUGAAACAUAUUUCCCCAAGGACCAAAGCAGAGAAAGAAAAAACAUAUUUGGGUCUGAUAGGGAUUCGUAGAUAUGAAAUAGCAUGAUAACGUCCUCACGGGAUCAUUUAGAUCUAAUAGCUGUUGUGAUUAUGGUGGUUGCAGGGUACAUUGAUGAACACCAAUUCACUUCAAUAAAACUUUAUUUAUUGCUGUAAGAGCAGUUAUAUGGCAGCUAGCUGCCCAGUUAGACAGAAACACACACGCAAUAGAUAGGAGAAGACCUUUGUUCUUAUUUUACUAUGUCUGCAUAUCCAGUAUAUCUAGAGUUUGGAAAAAUGACCACUUUAUCUGUAGAGCAUACAUCAAAUAAAAGUGAUGGUUCAACGUUGCUUUUCUGUAAUUCUACUCUCACAAAUGUGAUAAAGGGCAAGGACAAGGAGAUGAGAAUAGAGCCACAUAUUUCUCCCAAUAAAAGACCUGUACCACACCUCUUGAAGGACACACAUUGUGUAAUAGUUUCUCUAUUCAUUCUGCUGACUGAGCGUGGGAAUAGAGGGAGGGUUUCUUGCCCAGACAUGAGUUUCCCUGGCAGGCCUGAGGGCAGAUUCUGCAUUCCUUACACAGACUGUAAGACGAUCCUUAGUAACAGAUCAGUGCAGAGAUGCUGUGUGUCUAGGUUGUUUUUAGCACAGCAGAAAGCCUUGCUCCAUCAAAAGUGAAAAAUUAGGCUCAUAACAUUUCCAAAUCAGUCUUAAUAGUUGAAUGACAUGUAGAUACCUCAGAUGAGAAGGGCCUCAGUUUUUACGACACCACUUUUAACGUAUCCAAGCACCAGAAGACUCUCUCUGUGCUCCAGCAGCUCAGUCUUUGGCUGAGCCUGCGCUGCCUCUGCAUGGCCAUGUCUUCACAUUACAGCUGGAGCAACAACCUACACAAACACAUCCAUGAUUAUAGUGAGAAAAUCUGGGACAUUCCAGUCCCAAAUUACUGCUACGCUUAAUAUGGACUGUAGAUAAAAAAAUAA
Molecule: messenger RNA, 3424 nt
Organism: Centropristis striata (black sea bass)
Lineage: Eukaryota; Metazoa; Chordata; Actinopteri; Perciformes; Serranidae
Gene: chrna5
Product: cholinergic receptor, nicotinic, alpha 5
Exons: 8
Coding region: 230-1669 (479 amino acids)
Biological process (GO): chemical synaptic transmission; monoatomic ion transmembrane transport; regulation of membrane potential
Cellular component (GO): neuron projection; synapse; postsynaptic membrane
Molecular function (GO): acetylcholine-gated monoatomic cation-selective channel activity; transmembrane signaling receptor activity
Source: RefSeq, a predicted model, not a curated record